AUGUGCCGCAUAGUGAUAACAGGAGCAACAGGCGACAUUAGCGGCGACGUCCUGGGUGCCCUUACACAGGCAUUUCGCUCGUGCAAGAUCACGGCCCUCGUGCGCAGCAAGAAGAAGGCAUCCCUUAUCACGGGCAGAUUUCCAUCGGUGACCCCGGUCAUUAGAAACGUUGAUUCCGCGGCGGAAAUUGCGAGUGAGGCUUCGGAGGCUUCGGAGGCUGAUGUUGGACUUUAUCUAGCGAGCUCGAACCAUCUCCCCAGUGCUACUGCCAUUGCGCAGGGCUUGACAGAGACGAAGCGCCAAAGUCUAGUUCGGAUCCAAAUCUCGGGCGCAAACCUCCUCUCUGGCGCGGAAGUCGCAACAAGUUCCGAUGGCCAAGCACGGGCCCCAAAUCACAACGACCUGCAGGGCAUCAGCGGAAUCCGAAUCAUCAUCUCUUCAUCACCCAAGCGCGCCGUCGACCAGAUGCUCCUAAAUUCCUCCUCGGAACAGCCUAAUCUCCGAACAGCGAUUCUUUAUGGGCCAUUGAUCUAUGGCCUGGGCCGCGGUCCAGUCAAUCAGCGCAGCAUCCAGCUACCUGAGCUGGCGAAGGCGACCUCUCAGCUCGGCCAUGGAGUUCAGGUUGGGAAGGGUCUGAGCUGUUGGAGUAAUAUUCACAUUGCGGAUUUGUCAACCUUGAUUAUGAGGUUGGCUCCGGAAACGGAGGUCCGUCAAGGCGGGAAUCCUUUGUUGUGGAGGGAGAACGGCAUUUACUUUGCGGAAAACGGAAAGAUGCCGUUCGGGGAGAGUUCAAGGCGGGUAGCCGCAUUUGCUUUUCAAAACGGCUUCACGAAGAGCACAUAUGUUUAG
Molecule: messenger RNA, 849 nt
Organism: Aspergillus pseudonomiae
Lineage: Eukaryota; Fungi; Ascomycota; Eurotiomycetes; Eurotiales; Aspergillaceae
Product: NAD(P)-binding protein
Exons: 5
Coding region: 1-849 (282 amino acids)
Source: RefSeq, a predicted model, not a curated record